AUGGUCAGUCGCACGUGUACGCGCACCAUGGCCGGAUAUCCCAACGUAGCUGACCUCGCCCUGUAUUCCGCUCUCGUCCGCUCUGUUCCCGCUCGCAGUCCAAGGUCUCUGCCCCCGAACUCAAAAAGGUUAGUCUCCCUCACGCAUGCCGUACAAUACACAGGAAAGAAGGCAUAGACUCUCUUUAUGGGCGCUGGAGGCUCGUCACCAUGGCCUACCUCCUUCCACUCCUCGAGGAAUCGGAUCCUGAAACUGACCCUCUCCCACCUCACCUCACCUCACCCCGAACGCCCCAAUUCGCCCCACUCGAACUGACCACAGUACAUGGACAAGCUCCUAGUCGUGAACGUUCAGGGCGGUCGGAAAGUCAGCGGCUACCUGAGGGGUUACGACAUCUUCCUCAACUUGGUCCUCGACGACGCGAGGGAGGAGAACCAAGUGGACAAGACACCCUGUGGAACUGUCGUACGUGAGCACAACCUGAGGUUAGUGGUAGUUCUGUUGCUGAUCUGCCCGAGUUUGGCUUUGGUAAUCAGGUCAUUCGAGGGAACUCGGUAACGAGUAUGGAACUCACCGCAAGUCGAUGA
This is a messenger RNA of Microbotryum saponariae, 587 nucleotides long. The record is from the annotation of a GenBank genome assembly. Lineage: Eukaryota; Fungi; Basidiomycota; Microbotryomycetes; Microbotryales; Microbotryaceae.